CACCCCACUGUAUAAAUGACGGAGUCCAGAACCGAUGAUGUGCAGUUUGCUCUCGCUCUGACCAGCACUAAAAUGGAAUACAGAAGUGAUCAAGUGGCGAUGAAUCCCUGCCCUUACCCAUACCAGGGGCAAAAGCAGUUCGGCCAGACGGUGACCAGCACCGUCGUGAACGUCGGCCCAAAUGUGACCUCGGUCCGAGAUCAUUUCCUCUGGUCUAUGUUCAACUCCUUCUACCUGAAUUUCUGCUGCCUCGGCUUCGUGGCGCUGGUCUUCUCGGUUAAAAGCCGAGAUCGCAAAGUCGUGGGAGAUGUAGAAGGAGCUAAGAAUUAUGCAUCAACAUCACGAGGUCUCAACAUUGCAGCCACAGUUCUGAGCAUCUUGAUUUUCAUAAUCAUCAUUGCUUUGCUCUUUGCUGGCAUAUUAAGUCUUCCGUCACGCUAUCAACAUAAUAUGGGUUAAAUCGCCUAAAUCGAAUGCCUCAUUGCUUUAUUCUCCAUGAUUUGAAUUGUUUUGCUAACAGUCUUUUCACCCAUUCUAUUGCUCAUUUCUGUCAAUGAUGUUUCUGUAGCUGAUAUGUUUAAAGUUAUGGCAUCUCAAUAAUACAGAUUUAUUUCUUUACGCUUUAACUGUUAAUAAAACAAUUGAUGGCAGACUUA
This is a messenger RNA of Chiloscyllium plagiosum (whitespotted bambooshark), 656 nucleotides long. RefSeq names its product dispanin subfamily A member 2b-like. Lineage: Eukaryota; Metazoa; Chordata; Chondrichthyes; Orectolobiformes; Hemiscylliidae. Gene Ontology annotation, cellular component: plasma membrane. The record is from RefSeq and is a predicted model, not a curated record.